AAUGCAUUCAAUUCCUUAGCCUCAUUCAGCAUGUCACCGUCUAUUUCACAUCGACCAUCAGAGCAGACAGCAGCAGCAACAACCACCGCGGCUGCUGCUGAUGGCGAAAAGACUGUCUGGUACCUUGCAUAUGGUAGCAAUAUGGAGCCAAAGGUCCUGACAGGUCGACGCAAAAUCAAACCCAUCGAGUCAGUCCCUGUCAUUGUACCUGGAUACUGGCUAAGCUUUGAUAUUGGAGGCAUUCCUUUUGUUGAGCCAUGCUUUGCCUCUAUCCUCAAAAUGGAUCCUGCAAGGAUGCAUGAUAAGGCUUAUGCACAAGAGGUCUUUGUUAGAACACAAUAUGGCCGUGAAUUCUUGUGGGAUGAACGCCACCCAGAUCAUCCAGCUCGCUCUUAUCCUCCUGUUCUCCAAGGGGUUGCUCACAAAAUAACACUUCGCGACUGGCAGCUUGUUAUUCAAUCUGAGGGUGGAUGGGGUCAUGAUGUACCUACAGGCUACAACCAGAUUGAAGUAGACUGUCGAGUUGUUGGCACCAAUGAACACAUCACUACUCAUGUGUUAGAGGCACGCCCACUAUCUGUUAAAAGCCAUUGCCAACCCUCAGCUCGUUAUAAGGCCCUGUUGGUCUCUGGUGCGGCUUAUCACAACCUUGACCCAGCCUAUCAACAAUACCUCUCUACUAUUGUUCCAUAUGAAUGCACAGGAGCCCGAUCCAAGAUCGCUCGUGUUCUCUUUGUCUUCAUCAAUUUCCCUACUUUACUAUUGUUUGCAUUCAGGUUUUGGACAAACAAAGGCAAAUCUGCAGAUCAACUUCAGCGACCACCUUACUGGCAGGCUUGGUUUUUUGACAAGGCUGCAAGGUUCUCGAGUACAGCACAUGAUUAUGUCAUUGCACCUAUUCUUGGAUCCGGCCGAUCUUCUUCCCUUGUGCAACAAGCAGUCAUCAGGGAGCGGAUCCAAAAGUCCAUGCAGGUUAGCGAGACCCCUCAGGAAUAUCAAGCCAAUAUGGAAGCUGAUCUAGAUAGGGAAAGCUCAGCCUUGAAGAUGGCUGAGCAGGCUGCCGAAACUGUAGCCGAGUAAGGGGUAGAAAUUUGUUGAAGUGUUCAAGUUACCAGAGUAUCCAUUAAGGAAUUGAUUCAAACACUUGGUAGUUCAAGAAACGCAGUCGCUUAGAGUAAUUUAAUGUUACAGCAGAUUGAUAGAGUGCCGUUUCAAUGUAUACUUGCGCAGAUUUUACUUUAGACACUUUAGAUUGUGGAAGAAUUAUUGUAAUCAUCCAAAUUUAGUCGAUAAAUGCGUACAAAAAUAU
Molecule: messenger RNA, 1309 nt
Organism: Lobosporangium transversale
Lineage: Eukaryota; Fungi; Mortierellomycota; Mortierellomycetes; Mortierellales; Mortierellaceae
Exons: 2
Coding region: 31-1080 (349 amino acids)
Molecular function (GO): gamma-glutamylcyclotransferase activity
Source: RefSeq, a predicted model, not a curated record